This is a messenger RNA of Acaulospora morrowiae, 163 nucleotides long. NCBI's taxonomy places the organism in Eukaryota, Fungi, Glomeromycota, Glomeromycetes, Diversisporales, Acaulosporaceae. The record is from the annotation of a GenBank genome assembly.
AGGUGAUAGAAGGAAGAUUUAAGAGUGAUGAUUUGGAUAUCGGGGAAUUGGAUCGACGACUCAGUGUGCCAAAAUUUCCAGAGCCUCAAUUGCUCAUCCUGUUUUCUCCCAAUGUUGACAUUGACGGAUUUCCGCCUUGGCACAUCCAUCUUACCGAAAUAUU